AAUGUAGUUUAUGGUUGUUUAUGACCGCCAUGAUUGUUGUAUUUUUUUUCAUUCUUCAUCUUUAGCGGCCGUUGUUGAUUAUUGCUAAAUUAACGAAUUUAUUUUACUAUUAUCUGGAUGACAUUGUAGAAAAUUAUUAUUUGCGCUAAUCGAUUCUUGCAUUGUUUACAUGAAAAUACAACAUUACAAUCAUCAUGACGACCGCACUCUAUUUGGAGCACUAUCUCGACAGUCUCGAACAUUUACCAAUCGAAUUACAGAGAAAUUUUACACUGAUGCGAGAUUUGGACGCGAGAGCACAGGGGCUGAUGAAGGACAUCGACAAGUUGGCGGAUGAUUACUUGAGGAAUGUAAAGAAAGAAUCAUCGGAGAAAAGGAAAGAGCAGCUUGCCCAUAUUCAAAGUCUUUUUAAUAAAGCAAAAGAAUAUGGCGAUGAUAAGGUUCAAUUAGCUAUUCAAACUUAUGAAUUAGUUGAUAAGCAUAUUAGACGUCUGGAUUCGGAUCUAGCGAGAUUUGAGGCAGAGAUACAGGACAAGACAUUAAAUAGUAAUAGAGCGCAGGAGGAGAGCAAUGCCAGCAAGAAAGGUAGGAAGAAGCUCAAGGAGAAGGAGAAAAGGAAAAAGGGUAAUACAGUCAGCAGCGAGGAUGAAGCUAAAAAUGCAAGAAAGAAGCAGAAAAAAGGUGGCUCUGUAGCUUCAGCAUCAUCCACUGGUGCUGUGGGUAGUGGUGCCCAGGUAGACUCGACGGCACUCGGACAUCCGGCUGAUGUUUUGGAUAUGCCUGUCGAUCCUAAUGAACCGACCUACUGUCUCUGUCACCAAGUAUCGUAUGGAGAAAUGAUUGGUUGCGAUAAUCCAGAUUGUCCCAUAGAAUGGUUCCACUUUGCCUGUGUAGGUUUAACUACAAAACCUAAAGGAAAAUGGUAUUGUCCCAAAUGUACACAAGAUCGCAAAAAGAAGUAAACUCUAGGAAUUUUUAAUCUGCUCAUCGCUACAUUUUUAAAAAGAGAAGAUUUUACCGUACGUUAUUUCUAAAAGUAGCAUAACUUUUUUGCAUUAAAAAUUAAAUAAUUUUUUUAUAAAAGGACUAUAGAAAAAUUUAUGAAAAAUAUAAGAGUAAUAAGACUGUGUAGAAUGCAUUUUCAUUGCAUCUAACACUGAUAACGAAACGAUCUUUUCAUCCAUAUUACUGCGCAUUUAAUAUUAAAUGCACAUGCAAACAUUGCUAAAUUAAUAUCGCUAAAUCUAUAACAAUUGUUUUAGAAAAUUAAAAUUUUUAACAUAGAGAAAUUAUAUUUUUUUUGUCUAAGAAACUGAGGAGAAGAUUGCAUUACAAGCUUUUUUAUAUUACAUAGAAAGAAUCUAAGAAUUCUCUUUUAUUAUAUUAAUGAUAUUAAAUCAAUUAAUUCACAUAUAUGUGGAAUUUUUGUGAUCUAUCCUUAAAUAUAUCAAAUAAGUCAAAUAAUAUUUAUUAUCAAUUUUAGAUGUAAUGGAAGCACAGUUCGGGCAUAAGUGUAUCACAAUCAUAGAAAAUGUUUUAAGAAUCGGCCAUCGUAUCUCGCUGUUACACUGUAUAUUCCUUUUAUAUAAGAGAAUAAUGAUUUAUUGGCAAUCUAAACGUCGUACAUAUAAGAAUUGUUUGAUAUUCUUGCCAUUUUUUUAUAUGGCCGUUUCUUGAAUAUAUCUGUGACUUGUUCGCAGUGUGAUCACCUAGUAUUGAUCUAAUAUAUAGUUUUAAUUAUAAUAUUAAAUUAUUAAUGUUAUUGCUGUUUUUAUAUGUUAGAAAUGUACAUUGCAUACAGUAUGUAUAUAUAUGAAUAUGUAUAUAUACAUAUAUAUAUACAUACACACACAGAGUAAACUUCUGUUGAAGACGAAAAAUGUAUUAUAAACAAAGUACACUAUAUAUGAUUAAAAAAAUAUAUUUG
Nylanderia fulva is the source of this 1927-nucleotide messenger RNA. It is a transcript of the gene Ing5, whose product is annotated as inhibitor of growth protein 5. The record is from RefSeq and is a predicted model, not a curated record. Gene Ontology annotation, biological process: regulation of DNA-templated transcription. Gene Ontology annotation, cellular component: nucleus. NCBI's taxonomy places the organism in Eukaryota, Metazoa, Arthropoda, Insecta, Hymenoptera, Formicidae.